UAAAGAGAGACGGAACACAAGCCAGGCUUUAUCCUUCUCUCUUGUCCUGCUCUCUCAGACCUCACAAGAGAAGCUCCCGUAGCCCACUAGCUCGCCCUCACUUCCCACAGUUUUUUCCCCCUUCAGACACAAAGUCCCGCCAGACGUGUCGAAUUCGAACAGAGGAUGGCCGCAUCCAUGUGGAGAAUGAAUGGGCUCUGCAGAAGCAUGACUGGAGUUCUGCUCCUCUGCGCUCUAUUGUUUAGCAGCGAGGUGAUGUGUCAAGACGAUUCUACACCAAACAUAGAAGCUUCUAAUGCUGGAACUGAUGCCCCAGCUGCUGUUUCCACUCUUAAUCCCGGCCCAACUGUCGUUCCCUCUGAUGGACCCAGUGGAGAUUCUGCAGGUUUUACUGUUGCUCCAGAAAAUGUCCCAACAAGCAGACACAAUGAUCAAGAUGGAGGUACCCUGGGGAACCCCAAGGAUCUUAACAUUUCACGGGUCAUCACAGACACACAUGUGCCAAAAAUUUCACCUGAAAUUGAGUGUGUUGGAGAGGGAGAAAUCCAUGAACAAAGUGCUGUUAAGGCUGAAGUAACAACAAAGGACUGUGAAGCAACAAAGCGCAUCUUUGAGGACAACCUAGCACAUUGGUGCAGCUCUGAAAAAUGUGAUCUGAAAAUCUUCCAAGAGAACAGCAAUGUCUUGAUGACCAGCAGUGAUGCUAAACUGUCUUCUUUGGCUGGAUCACUCAAAAGUGAAGCUUUGAAAGGCGAGUUGGGAUUGAAAAACGUUAACGUCCCACCAUCAUCAAACUCUUCUGUAUUUGUUGGAGUACUUGUCACUGGUCUUCUUGCUGCCCUCGGCAUGAUUGUGGGAUACUUCAAGUGUCAACGGAAGCCUGAAACUAAGGGAGAAAAACUGGCAGAGGAAGCCUUCCCAGUGGAUCAGGAGAAUCAGGGGAACACCCUUGCGUCUGAGGCCCCUCUGAACCCUCCUCCAGAAACUCAGGAGAAACCCAGUGUUAAUGGAGAGUCCCUGGAGGCGGUUAAGACCGAGACUUCUCCUCCCACCAACGGCCACUCCACUGCAAAGACGGCAGACACAGAGCUGUGAAAUUGCCCCACAACUGCUGCAGUCCAGGAACUUCCUCCUGCUAAUACAUUUAUCCACACAGAUGCAUACAUGCCCACACAAAGAAAUUUGGUAUCUUAUCCUGUUCAGCCAUAGAGGCCACAGCAAAAAAACCCAAAACAAAACAAAACAGCAGGGAUUAUAAUAACCUCUCUUAGAGCUACAGAGCUUUGCUGUGGUUCUUUUCCUCGUUGGCUGUUUGCCUCAACAAACAUUAGGAAAACUAGUCUGAUGAUGAUAAUAUUGGCAGAUAAAAAUAGUGCUGAUGAUGACGAAGACAGUCCCUGGGUUUUUGAUGGCAGUCAGACUGAGACCAACAAGAGGAGGUUGGCAGCUCUUCUUUUUAAAUUAAUCAUCACAAACUCUUAUGAAGACUGCAGCCAGUGACAUACUGCUGAAUCCAGCAGCCUAACACCUGUCAUCUGGCUUAAACUCGCUACAAUUCCUGCAACACAGCAUAAGCACAUGGAUAAAAAUGUCUUUAAUUUUUUUUUUUUUUUAAGCCAGAAAAGACAAAAAGAAGAGGAGCAAAGCAGGGCAAAUUUGCAAACUUGUCUGACAAAAUAAACCCACUGUACACGUUCAAAUGUUUGCUGCAUGUGAGUGUUAACAUUUACUAAGAUCUCCAUCGUCCAUAGGCUGUAUAUAUCAGUACAUGCAUCUAGGCUUUCAUUUUUCAUUUUGUACUUUGAUGACUUGAUAAAAGUGUAAAAGAUUUUGAGUGUGAACAUGAAUGUUAGCCAUUAAAACCUGUACAGUUUUAUGAAAUUAGUUGUCGUUUGAAUGAGCUGCAGUGGAAGAAGAAUCAAAGUUUCUUCCUUUUCUCUUGAAGAGGCUGAACCAUGAGGAAACUGUCAAAUCAUGUGAUCAGUCAAAAAGACAACAGACCAACUGAUGAUCACUCUCAGCUUUUUUUGUCAUGUUUGUCAGUGUUAUUCUCAUUUUAGUAUAUAACUGUGUUGCUUAUCCACUUGGUGUAGGAGUAUUUAUGCCUCAUAUGUCAGUUCAUAACCCAUGUUCUUAAAAGUAAACUUGUUUCAACUAAAUAAUGCUUGAUCUUCAUAAUACUCAAGGUUGUGACUGUUAUUUUUUAUUAUUGUUAUUAAUAUUUCUAUGGGUUUUUUUCUGUUUUCUUCUUUGGAAACGUUUUGUAACAUUUUGAAAAUACACUUCAAAUUUUGUAAUGUAAACAUUGAAAAAGCAAAUUCACAAAUGCUUGAAUUUUGUAAAAAUAAAUAAUCACAAUUUCUCCUC
Molecule: messenger RNA, 2367 nt
Organism: Xiphophorus couchianus (Monterrey platyfish)
Lineage: Eukaryota; Metazoa; Chordata; Actinopteri; Cyprinodontiformes; Poeciliidae
Gene: cd34
Product: CD34 molecule
Exons: 8
Coding region: 166-1095 (309 amino acids)
Biological process (GO): cell adhesion
Cellular component (GO): membrane
Source: RefSeq, a predicted model, not a curated record